AUGUUGCACCGUGUAUCAUUCAACGCUCAACGUAUUGCCUCAAGCAAUGUUGGCUCGAUCAGAAACUACUUGGGAUACACCUCAGGUCUCGACAAGAGAAAGGUCACAGUGAUCCCUGGUGAUGGUAUCGGCCCAGAGAUCACCUCGUCGGUGAUGGGCGUGUUCCAAGCAGCCAAGGUGCCCAUUGAGUGGGAGGUGUUUGAUGUCUCUGGCGGCCAGCCCAUCUCUCAGGAGCUGAUCGCCUCGAUCUCCAGAAACAAGGUGGCUCUCAAGGGUCCACUGUACACUACCAUCCUCUCUGGCUCGCAGUCGCGUAACAUGGAGAUGCGUAAGGCUCUCGACCUGUACGCACACGUCAUCCCAUGCAAGAAGAUCGACGGAGUCAACGUGCGCCACAGCGACGUCCCCGUCGACCUGGUCGUCAUUCGUGAGAACACCCAGGGUGAGUACUCUGGACUCGAGCAGACCCUGGUUCCAGGUGUCGUCCAAUCACUCAAGAUUAUCACCAAGGAGGCUUCCACCCGUAUUGCCCGUUAUGCCUUUGAGUACGCCAAGGCUGAGGGAAGAAAGAAGGUCACUGCCAUUCACAAGGCUAACAUUCAAAAGAUGACAGACGGAUUGUUUUUGGAGACUUGCAAGCAGGUUGCCAAGGAAUACCCAGAGAUUGCAUUCGAUCACAUGAUCAUUGAUAACUGCUGCAUGCAGUUGGUGAUGAAGCCAGAGCAGUUUGAUGUGAUGGUCACACCAAACCUCUACGGAAACUUGGUCACCAACGUCGGUGCCGCCCUGAUCGGUGGUCCAGGUCUGGCCGCCGGUGCCAACGUCGGUGAGCGUGCCGCCAUCUUUGAGAUGGGUGCCCACCACGUCGCCGCCGACAUUGCCGGCCAAGACAAGGCCAACCCAACCGGUCUGCUCCUGGCCUCCGCCAUGAUGUUGAAGCACAUGAAGAUGGACGAGCAUGCCACCAAGGUUGAGAACGCCGUGCGCAAGGUCAUCGCCGACCGCAAGGUGUUGACUCUCGACAUGGGAGGCUCUGCUUCCACCAAAGAAUUCACUAAUGCCGUCAUCAAUGAGAUCAAUAACUAA
This is a messenger RNA of Acytostelium subglobosum LB1, 1086 nucleotides long. RefSeq lists its product as hypothetical. Lineage: Eukaryota; Evosea; Eumycetozoa; Acytosteliales; Acytosteliaceae. Gene Ontology annotation, biological process: isocitrate metabolic process; tricarboxylic acid cycle. Gene Ontology annotation, cellular component: mitochondrion. The record is from RefSeq and is a predicted model, not a curated record. Gene Ontology annotation, molecular function: isocitrate dehydrogenase (NAD+) activity; magnesium ion binding; NAD binding. The transcript is spliced from 3 exons. The coding region runs from base 1 to 1086 and encodes 361 amino acids.